AUGGAGCCUCGUGUUGGGAAUAAGUUUCGUUUGGGUCGAAAAAUUGGGAGCGGCUCCUUUGGAGAGAUCUAUUUGGGUACGAAUAUUCAGACGAACGAGGAGGUUGCUAUUAAGCUUGAAAAUGUGAAGACAAAACAUCCCCAGUUACUGUAUGAGUCUAAGCUGUACAAAUUACUUCAGGGAGGAACUGGAAUUCCAAAUGUUAGAUGGUUUGGUGUUGAAGGUGAUUAUAAUGUCCUCGUGAUGGAUUUGUUAGGACCUAGUCUUGAAGACUUGUUUAACUUCUGUAGUCGUAAGCUGUCACUGAAGACUGUUCUCAUGCUUGCAGAUCAGAUGAUUAAUCGGGUUGAGUUUAUCCACUCUAAGUCGUUCCUUCAUCGAGAUAUCAAGCCCGACAAUUUUCUAAUGGGUUUGGGGAGGCGUGCAAAUCAGGUUUAUGCCAUUGAUUUUGGACUUGCCAAGAAAUAUAGAGACUUUUCAACACACCAACAUAUCCCAUAUAGAGAAAAUAAGAAUUUGACUGGGACAGCGAGAUAUGCUAGCAUGAAUACGCAUCUUGGCAUUGAACAAAGCCGAAGGGAUGAUCUGGAAUCACUUGGAUAUGUUCUCAUGUACUUCUUAAGAGGAAGCCUUCCCUGGCAGGGACUGAAGGCUGGCAACAAGAAACAGAAAUACGAAAAAAUUAGCGAGAAAAAAGUUUCAACGUCAAUAGAGGCUUUAUGCCGUGGCUAUCCCACCGAGUUUGCCUCUUACUUUCACUACUGCCGGUCGCUUAGAUUCGAUGAUAAACCUGAUUAUGCAUACUUGAAGAGAAUUUUCCGUGACCUUUUCAUUCGUGAAGGUUUUCAAUUCGACUAUGUAUUCGAUUGGACUAUCUUGAAAUAUCAACAGUCUCAGCUUGCCAAUCCUCUAUCCCGUGCCCUUGGUACUGCUGCUGGAACAAGUUCGGGUAUGGCGCAUGCUAUCGACCGACAAUCAGGUGGCGAGGAGGGUAAAGGCCCAGGUUGGUCUGCAAGUGGAAAUCAUAGUAGAAACUUGGUGAAUUCAGGGAAUUUGUCCAGACAAAAAGGCCCUGUUGCAAAUGAUGCUCCUGUAUCUAAAGAACUGUCGAAUUCGAACACUUUCCAGCAAAUCGGGUCAUCAAGAAGGCUGGCUGUGUCCAAUAGUCGAGAAGCCGAAAUUCCCUCGAGUGAUAUUGAGCCUUCACAAGCUCGUGCAACAGAAUUCCUCCACAGAAACCCUAUUGCUGCUGCACAGAGGAGUUCACCAGUCGUAUCAUCGGAUCAUAAGAGGUCAGCCUCAACUAGAAACCUCCCAAAUGUAAGAAAUUUUGACUCGACCCUCAAAGGUAUGGAGAGCCUAAACUUUGGCAAUGACGAGAGGAUGCACUAUUAG
This is a messenger RNA of Striga hermonthica, 1395 nucleotides long. Lineage: Eukaryota; Viridiplantae; Streptophyta; Magnoliopsida; Lamiales; Orobanchaceae. The record is from the annotation of a GenBank genome assembly.